Messenger RNA from Rhea pennata, 9196 nucleotides. It is a transcript of the gene LARP1, whose product is annotated as La ribonucleoprotein 1, translational regulator. The record is from RefSeq and is a predicted model, not a curated record. The transcript has 20 exons. Gene Ontology annotation, molecular function: RNA cap binding. Gene Ontology annotation, biological process: mRNA stabilization; positive regulation of translation. Gene Ontology annotation, cellular component: cytosol; cytoplasmic stress granule. Lineage: Eukaryota; Metazoa; Chordata; Aves; Rheiformes; Rheidae. The coding region runs from base 18 to 3188 and encodes 1056 amino acids.
GGGGCGGGGGCGCGCAGAUGGCGACGCAGGUGGAGGCGCUGCUGCCCGGCGCCCCGCUGCUGCCCGCCGAGGAGCGCGCCCUGGUGCUGAAGCCGCCGCAGGACGGCGGCCGGGAGAAGGGCGAGCCGCCCAUGGGCCCCGACGGCGGCCCCGCGGCGCCGCGGCCGCCCAGCGCCAAGCAGCAGAAGGAGGAGAGCAACAACCAGGAGAAGGAGAGCCUGCUGCGGGCGGGCGGCGAGGCGGAGGACGGCGGCGAGGCGGGCGGCGCGGGGCGCCGGGAGUUCAUCGAGGCCCCGCCGCCCAAGGUGAACCCGUGGACGAAGAACGCCGCCGCGGCCGUGCUGACGGUGAACGGGCAGUCGCCGCCAGAUAUAUUUCCAGCUGAUGGCCAUUCUGAACAUACAACUCCUGCUAAAGUGGUAAGGGCUGCCAACCCGAGACAGCGGAAAGGAAGCAAGGUUGGUGACUUUGGUGAUGCUACAAACUGGCCAACACCUGGAGAAAUAGCCCACAAAAGUGUCCAGCAGCCACACAAAGCACCAUCCAUCCGUAAACUGCCUGUCAAGAAAGACAUGAAGGAACAGGAGAAAGGAGAUGGGAGCGAUGGCAAGGAGAGUCUUAAAACUAAAUCAGAUGAGUCUGGGGAGGAGAAGAAUGGUGAUGAUGACAACCAGAAGUCAGCCCAAAAGAAGAAAGGCAACAAACACAAGUGGGUCCCUUUGCAGAUAGACAUGAAGUCAGAGGUGCCCAGGGACAAAACGGCCUCUCGGAACAACCGGCAAAACGAGCAACACAGACACCCUUCCAAUAACCGCAGUGAGCUGAAAGGCUGGCACCCAGAUAAUAAGCACGAACGCAGCUGGCAAGACCAUGAUGAAACCUCCAGUGUGAAGAGCGAGGGAGGAGCUGUGCGAGGGGCCUUCCGGGGCAGAGGCCGGGGCCGAGGCAGGGGCCGGGGCCGUGGCAGAGGAGGUGCUCACCCGCACUUUGACUAUCAGUAUGGGUACCGGAAAUUUGAGGGUUCAGAUGGCUCCCGCACCCAGAAGUAUGCUAGCAACAUCACUUACUACUUCGACAACAUCAGCAGCACUGAGCUGUACAGUGUGGACCAGGAACUGCUCAAGGACUACAUCAAGCGCCAAAUAGAAUAUUACUUCAGUGUGGACAACCUGGAGCGAGACUUCUUCCUGCGUCGCAAGAUGGACUCAGACGGCUUCCUUCCCAUCACCUUGAUUGCCAGCUUUCACCGGGUGCAAGCACUGACUACUGACAUCAGUCUCAUCAUCAAGGCUCUGAAGGACAGCAAGGUAGUGGAAAUUGUGGACCAGAAGAUCAGAAGAAAAGAGCAGCCAGAAAAAUGGGCUCUGCCUGGCCCUCCUAUGGCAGACUACACACAGACAGACUUCUCCCAGUUCAUUAACUGCCCUGAGUUUGUGCCCAGGCAGAGCUUCCAGAAGGAGACGGAAUCUGCUCCUGGCUCCCCACGUCCUGCCAGCCCAGUCCCCACCAAAACAGAGGAGGUGAGUAACCUGAAGACAAUGCCCAAGGGCCUGUCCGCCAGCCUGCCUGACCUGGAUUCAGAGACAUGGAUUGAGGUGAAGAAGAGACCUCGGCCCUCCCCAGCGAAGCCCAAGAAACCAGAGGAGUCAAAGACGCCACAGCAGCAGAAGCAAAAGGACCAAGAUGAACCAGAGGAACUGGACUUCCUUUUUGAUGAGGAGAUGGAGCAGAUGGAUGGCCGCAAGAACACAUUCACUGACUGGUCAGAUGAGGAUUCGGAUUAUGAGAUUGAUGAUCGGGAUGUGAACAAGAUUCUCAUUGUGACACAAACACCUCCUUACCUGCGCCGGCACCCUGGGGGGGACCGGACUGGCAACCACACGUCCAGGGCUAAAAUGAGCUCAGAGCUGGCCAAGGUGAUCAAUGAUGGGCUGUACUACUAUGAGCAGGACCUGUGGACAGAGCAGUUUGAGCCGGAGUACUCUCAGAUCAAGCAAGAGGUGGAGAACUUCAAGAAGGUGAAUAUGAUAAGCAGGGAGCAGUUUGAUACCCUGACCCCAGAGCCCCCUGUGGAUCCAAACCAAGAAGUCCCUCCUGGCCCUCCCAGGUUCCAGCAAGUACCUACAGAUGCUUUGGCUAACAAGUUGUUUGGAGUCCCUGAGCCUUCGACGAUUGCCCGGUCUUUGCCUACGACUGUCCCAGAAUCGCCCAACUACCGCAAUGCCAGGACCCCCCGGACCCCUCGCACACCUCAGCUGAAAGAUCCGACACAGACGCCUCGGUUUUACCCAGUGGUGAAAGAAGGCAGGACGAUAGAUGCCAAGACUCCACGAAAGAGGAAGACGAGGCACAGUUCAAACCCCCCGAUGGAGUGCCACGUGGGCUGGGUGAUGGACUCUCGGGAGCACAGGCCUCGUACUGCCUCUAUCAGCUCCAGCCCCUCAGAGGGAACGCCAGCCGUCGGAAGCUAUGGCUGCACCCCGCAGUCCCUGCCCAAGUUUCAGCAUCCUUCACAUGAGCUGCUCAAGGAGAACGGCUUCACGCAACACGUCUACCACAAGUACCGUCGGCGCUGCCUUAAUGAGCGGAAACGACUGGGCAUUGGACAGUCCCAGGAGAUGAACACGCUUUUCCGGUUCUGGUCCUUCUUCCUCCGAGAUCACUUUAAUAAGAAAAUGUACGAGGAGUUCAAGCAGCUGGCUGUGGAGGACGGGAAGGAGGGAUACAGGUACGGUCUGGAGUGCCUUUUCAGAUACUACAGCUAUGGGCUGGAGAAGAAAUUCCGGCCAGACAUAUUUAAAGACUUUCAAGAAGAGACCAUCAAGGAUUACGAAGCUGGACAGCUUUAUGGGCUAGAAAAGUUCUGGGCCUUCUUAAAAUAUUCCAAAGCCAAAAACCUGGACAUCAACAGCAAAUUGCAAGAAUACCUCAGCAAGUUCAAGCGCCUCGAGGACUUCCGAGUGGACCCACCCAUGGGAGAGGAAGGUGGACACAAGAGAUACCCAGCGACAUCAGGGGGAGAUGGCAGGAAGCGCUAUCCAUCCCAGUCUUCCAGCAAAACGGUCAGCCAGUGCCCAUCCAGCCAAGCUCACAGCUCGCCCAGCCAGCCUGCGCAUGAGGAUGCCAAAAACCUGAGCCAGCUAGUCCCUACCCCGGCAGCCGCAGAAUCACAGACAGCGGGGAAGUAGAGGGGCUGCAGCUUCUGCUUCCUGCUGAGAGAGUGGGUUGGUGGGGGACUGGCUCGGAGAAGGGGAGACGUGAGGAGGAGGGACAGGAAAGGAAUUGGAAUAUGGGUGCCUAUGAACAGGCUGCUAGGGAGAAACUUCAACGCACAUGAUUAUUAUUAUUAUUUUUUUUUCUCUUGUGGCUGGAAAGCAAAGAUGAUCUGCAUCUAAAACACCAUUUUGCUAUUACAACCCUGACCAGAGCCAGACCCACCAUCACUGGACCCAUCCUUUGCUUUUCCUUCCCACUGUUCCCCUUCUGUGCACACAUUCAUGUCUUAGUGUCUCUUUAAAAAUGUUCUGGCUGGGUUGGAAAGGGGAGAUUUUUUUAUUAUUAUUAUAUAUAUAUCAAGUUUUAAAUUAUUGCUAGAAGUUUGUCUGGAUUUACCAAAACAAGUCUGCUCUGCGUGGCCCCAAAAGCUCCCCUCUGUGUUCACCCUUUGCAUCGCUGGGCAGCCUGAUCAGGAAGCUCGGAGGAGUGAGGUUCCCCGAUGGGGGAUCGAAGCCGCAGCGUCUCGUGACCCUGUGGAGCCUCUGAUCUCCAUGACCUGGCUGGUUUCUCCCAUUCCACUUACGACAGUGCGUCUUUGUCACUGACUGCUGCAAAAGGAACAUCACCCUGUUCGUCUUCCCUGUCCCUCCUCCCCAGCGUCUUCACCUCCAGCCUUCCCUUGGGUCUGGUUCUCCUUCUGCCCACCUCUCCCUUUCAUCACGGACAAUUUGGAAGUCAACCAAAGGACCUCUGCUGAGGAUAGGCUUGUUCUGACUCCUUCCUGCGCAUGGGGCUGGUGAGAGGCAGGCAGGCGCCUGGAAUUGAGCCUGUGCGGACAGUGUGCCUGCCUCCCCAGGAACACCCGUUGCAUACAAAGACAGGACUUUGUCGAAGGAGAUUUUCUCUUCCUUUUCCCUUGGAAAAAUGAAACAACAAAAAAAAACACACAAAACUCCUAAAAACAACAACAACAACAAAAAAACCUUUAAAAAGACACAUCUCCCUUUGCUUUCUUCCUUGGAAAUAUUAAUUGAAGAAAAAAAAGAAAAAGGAGAAAAAAAAAAGUUGCCUUAUGGUGGAGCUGAAACUGGGAGGCUUACUCGGCUUCCUGGACCUUGGAGCAUGCUGGGCUCUUAGCUCAUCUGCCCAGAGACUCCUCACGGCACUGCUGCCGAGCUAUCUUCCCCACGGCCUUUCCUCAGACCCUGGAGCUCACUCAGACACUUCCCCCUGCCAUGUGGACUCCCUGCCGGCCCCAACUGCAGCAGGGGAAGGUGCUGAGAACAGUCAAACCCAAGGCUCAUGAAGUAGUUGAAGCUGCUGCUUUGUGUAUAUGCUGUUGUAGCAUCCUCCCCACGAUAGCGACUGUAUGUGCUUGUGGCCUCACUCGGACUUCCCCACACGCUGCACAUUCUGCUGUCUCCUGCCAGUCCUAGAGCAGCCCAGGGCCAGGGCAGGAGCUCAGUCUGCACCUCCAGUGUCAUCAGGAGGUGAGCAGGGAGAUCCGUCACAGCAGCUGGAGGAACUAUUUCUUGCUGUGAGCAAGGGAGAGGGCAAGCGUGUCCUUUGCAUAACUCAAUGCUGUAGCCUGACCUGUGAGUGAUGCAGUGCUGAGGAACCCCCCUUCACUGCAGGUGCAGGCCUGUUAGUGGGACUUACUAGGGGUACGAGUGGGAGACCUGUCUGUCAAAGGGGGGCUUUUGUGUGGGUUUCCUUCUACAUGUCUCAGCAGGUGACUGCAUGGAGUCUCCUGCUUUGGGCAGCAGCCCUGUGCUUCUCCAAGGGCUGAGACUGUGCUCUGCUGCCCCUUGCUUGGCUGAGGGAAGGGGAAUGAUUGCAAAGCUGCUGUGGCAUUUACUCGGCUCUUCUGAGCAGCACCAGGUGAGCUUUGGCAGGCAAAUCCUCCCCAAGUUUGUGAGCUACAUUGCCUUGAAGCAGGUGGGGAUAUGUCAGAGGGGCUGAAAUCUGCUCCUGGAGCCCAGAUGUAGCACUGGAAUAUUGUGCUCCUGCUUUAAAGGUAGAAGCUUUUUUCAGCAAGAGCUGCUUGCCUUGCUGCUGCUAUGCUCUGUCUCCUGGGUCAGGAUAUGUGCUUUGUAGCUGGCUUGAUUGUGGCUCUUGGUACCUUAUGCUUAUGAGCUGCAGUGUGUUGAGUGGGGGGCACUAUGAUGGGCUACUCAAAGAUGCAGGUAACUAUUAUCCUUGUGGCAAGAUCAAAAGUUGGUAAUGAGCUGCAUUUUUCCAAAGUACCUGACUGAUACAGAGCUGUAUCUUGUAGCUGGAAAAAGGAGUCAUCUCUCUGGGCCUGUCUCCAAACAGCUGUGAGGCUUGUUGGCAAGAGCAACUAGGAGUUGAGAGCAGAAAAAAGGAUAGUGAGCUUGGGCAAGUUAGCCAGAGUGGCCAGCAGGGAAUUGGAGAUUAGAAGUGGCUGUGGAUGCUACUGGACCCUGCCUGGCUAAAGUUACCAUCUUCCCUAACUGAUGCUGCAUCGAACAUGCUGCUUCGAUAGGUGGGUAGAGGGAGGGAAAGAAGGUGGGCUGGUCCGUGUGGAGCAGCUUCGUGAACUGCUGCUAGUAAUUGAAAGCACAGCUAGGGUUUGAGUGAGGCUGGGUCGCUACUUUACCAUUUCCUCAUAUUGUGAUCCUGGUCUGGUCUGUCUAUGAUUACCACGUCAAUCCUGCAGCUUGGUACCGCUUGGAGGCACGAUUUCAGCGCACAAACAUGUCUAAAUCCGUGGCUUACUCUGAUACAGCAGCAGUGGUCUGGGAUCCCGAAGUGGUACCCAGGCUAGAUUGUCAGGCAAAGUUUGUACAGCGGUGUGGCCUUGACUGUUCAUUACCUCUGAAUUUCCCUUCUCUUGUGGGCUGGAGUCAGACAUCUAAUGUUAUGAAUGUGGCAGGGUUUGACCCUAAUUUGGGAGGGAGGGAGUCCUGAGGCUAUAGACUGAGGAUUGAGCAAGGACACUAGCAACUUACUGUUGUCAAGUGCAGGUGGGUUUUACUUGAUGCCCCAGGUGGUCCUUGCUGCUGUGUUCUCUGUAUUCUUCUCAUUGGUGCAUGUUCUCUUUUGAAGGCAAUUGUCUGCAUUUCAUUUUCACAACAAAAUAGGAAAUUAGGAAAAAUAAGCUUUUGCUGUGGCGUUGUUGCUCGUGGAGCAGACUACAGAAUUGCUCUGGUAGUGGAAAAGGUUAAGAAACAUCCCACAGAAUUCUUCAAAAUCUGAAUUGAUCUUAAAUUAUUUUAAUUUCCCAGGCUGAGAUCCUAGUCUUGGCCCAGAACAGUUUCCCCCCUCUGCUGAGUCAGUGGUUUGUCGCAUCGGUGUGGCUGAGGCCCCGUUUGAAACAACGUCAGUUUUACAAGAGAGGUUUGGUCAGAAGGGCAGUCCUGGCUGUCAUACUGCAGUCUGGGUUUGCAUGCUGCUGGUCUUUGUUAGAGAUGACAGUAGAUUGUGUUAACUGUGUUCCUUGUUUUAAUUUCUGUGUUAGACAGCAGUGUGUCCAGGGAAUGCAGGAAAAAUGGAAAUAAGCAGCUGUUACUUGCUCCUGUGUGUCUUCCUGUAGACUGAACCAACACAGGGGAAUACGUCUCUGUUUGCUGUCACUAGAGUGGGGGAAUCAAAAGCUUGCUGUUCGCAGCCCCAAGUGUAGAGGCUGUUCAGGGGGAGAGCACUCUGUAGACUUCUGAUUAGAAGCAAGUCUCCUGCACCCGUGUUGUGUGGCAGCAUUUUGCAAGGCUGGGGAUGCAGAGUGCUUGGUGUGCCAAGCUGAGGAGGGGCCAGCUGCUCUGAGGUUGACCCUAAACAAGGUUUUCCUGUGUCUUACGGUGUGCACAGGGGACAGAUCUUUAAAUGCGCUUUCCUUUUGGCUGCAAGAAGCCUGCUACUGCUGUGUAGACUUUGUACAGAAGGCAUCGCACACAGUUUACUCCACCUCUGAGGGAAGAAGACAGCUGUCCAGAGAGGGGUUUUGCUUCUGAGGAAGCUUGGAUCCCUCUUGCCCUCCUGCUGAGGAAGGAGUUUGGCCUGACUUUCAGCUUGGAUGCUUCGUUGUGAUCGUAUUUCGUGCUUUUUGGUCUGAGUGGUCUGGCACAUGCAUUUCUGUUGCUGCAGUGCCACUCACUGAUGUGUUCUGCAGCUCACGGUCACUGCGCCUGGUUGGCAUCAGGCCGUUGGCCAGCAGCUGCUUUCAGAGGGAUGCUGAGGCUCUUGGGCAGCUGGUAACACACAGCCUCUGGGCAGAGCUGGGGGAGGUUUCUCCAUCUCAUCCCCCUGCCCUGGGAGGGCCUGCCACAGGCAGCCUCCCCUUUCUAGGGUCCCUUGAAGGUGCGGGUGGCUGUGACAAGUGCAGCGCUCUGUGGUGUGGGCUCAGUAGCGGAGGUGGAAGGUGUGUGUGCACACAUUUCGGAGGAGGCAGUAUUGCUUUGCCAUGUUCAUUGAAAAGAAACAAUAAAACCUUAAAACAAAACAAACAAACAAAAAACCCCCUGCUGCUCCAUCUGCCCAUCUGUUCCUCUUCGUGCUGCUUCCCUUCAAGCUCCCCGUUAGUGACCUUUCACCGUAACCCUUGGGUUCCCUUGAGGUUCUGCAACUGCUGGGUUUGAUUCUGACUGGUCAACUGUACUGUAACAAAAUGAUGCGUUAACCUCGGUAUCCUGCCACGUUUCCUUACAUAUUGAGCAUGGCAGUGCAGAGGAGGGGGCCUUUUAGCUGUUAAUGCCUUUCCAGUUAUUUUAUCAAAAACAAAACAAAACAAAACAAAAAACCCUGUAAAUGUAGCAGGCUGUUUGGAAUGUUUGUUUUCUCCUGUGUCUCUUCUCUGAGACUGGUUAUGUCACUUUGUCACUGUUUUGAAGUGGAUGCGAGGCUCUUGAGAGGGUGGCUACGCUUGAUGUUAAAUGCCUCACUGACUUUUUGAAGUUUCCAAUACAUGUAAAAGAUGACUGACUGUUUAAAAAGAAAAUACUCAUCUCAGUGGCGUGAAAUAGGUGGAUGGAGGGCAGUGUUUCAACAAGUAGUUUACAGUUUCACUUUCUGCAGACACUUGAACAUAGGACCGUGUAUCUGUGACAAGCACAUCGCGUUGGUAGGAAGCUCCAGAAAAGUUUGAAACGGCCUGGGCGUCAACUGACCUGUUUUCAGUUUGUGUAACGUCAGUGUGUCGAAGCGUGCUUUGGGUUAACUCGAGAUUCCCCUCUCUGUCCCUCUGUGGCUCAUUCCCGCUUCGCUAUGUCCACAGUGCAAGUCUCGCCCGUAGGUUGGCCCGUGCCAGCAGCGUGCUCGGCAGCGCUCUGUCCUUCGAGCCUGGCUGAUGGUGUGCCGGCAGGGCACGGCAGCCAGCCCGCGCCCCCUCUGCUGCCCCCAGCCUUCCCUAGUCCCCUCGGGGUUGGGAAUCUUGGAGCUGUUACUCAGAAACGGGCACAGAGCCUUACCUAGGUGAGGCUGAAGUGGGAAGCCCCUGGCCCCAAGGGUUUGCCCUAACCUGCUCAGAUUGGGUGGAUUAGACCUUGGCCUUUCAGUAGCUCACCUGGAACAAAAGGGGUGAUGCUUUGAUGUGCUGACCCUUCUCAAACUGUGUGUGUGUCCCAACCUCAGCCUUCUGUUUCCCAGAACUAGAAAGUGUGUGCAACCUUCUUCAGCUGCAUUUACUGUAGAGACAAACUUAAAAUGACUCAUCACAGACCAUUUAUCACUUGGGAGGAAAAUCUUGUUGAUACGGCCCGCUGUACCUGAUCCAUCUUCUGUCGAUAGUACAUAAUCUUUGACCCAUGUGCUAGGAUCAUCAUCACAUAUAAAAGGAAAAGAGAAAAAUGUAAAAUACUUGAAUGAGAGCUUGUAUUAUAACAUUAAUAUUAUUCAGAGUAUCUGCUUUCUAGGCUGAUGUGAUUCAUUAUUCUAGUAAUGCUUUAGUCCUUUGUAAUUUGUGGUAAUUAUGCUUUUUCCUUUUUAAUACAAAAAAAUGUAUAAAAAUAAAAACUUCAAAAGACAA